This is a messenger RNA of Photinus pyralis (common eastern firefly), 4172 nucleotides long. It is a transcript of the gene syd, whose product is annotated as JNK-interacting protein 3. Gene Ontology annotation, cellular component: cytoplasm. Gene Ontology annotation, molecular function: signaling receptor complex adaptor activity; MAP kinase scaffold activity; JUN kinase binding. The coding region runs from base 331 to 3855 and encodes 1174 amino acids. Gene Ontology annotation, biological process: vesicle-mediated transport. Lineage: Eukaryota; Metazoa; Arthropoda; Insecta; Coleoptera; Lampyridae. The record is from RefSeq and is a predicted model, not a curated record. The transcript is spliced from 16 exons.
UCUCAAUGUCAAUUAUUUUUAAGGCCUUGGGGGUGAAUUUGGUAGUGGAAAUGCACUCUAAUUGCAAAUGCGCAUUGCUUGCGCGGUUGUGCGCGUUCAUUUGAUCAGUUGCGAGAUGUCUUUUCAUUUUAAGAUGGAGUCAAACACAGCUGACGAAAUGUCACAGAUUUGUCAGAGUUAGUGGGUGUCGGAAGUUUUUUUUUACACAAACGACGAAAUAUUUUCGUUUUUUAUAAUUUUUACCCAAUUUACACACAUUUUAAUUUAAUACUAGUCAUAAUGCAGUGAUUUUAAUCCUUAGUGAGACAUAAAGGAGUACCUAUUACAAAGAUGGACUUGGAAGAUUCGGGAGGAGGUUUGGGUACGGAAACGAUUUAUGGAACCCACGAGGAUUCGCACGUUGUCAUGUCCGAAAAGGUUCAAUCUCUCGCUGGUAGUAUUUACCAGGAGUUCGAGAGAAUGAUCGCACGGUACGAUGAGGAUGUUGUCAAAACUUUGAUGCCGCUCCUAGUUAACGUCUUGGAAUGCCUGGAUUCCGCGUAUCAAGCUAAUCAGGAGCAGGACGUCGAAUUGGAGUUGCUGAGGGAAGACAACGAACAACUAGUCACACAGUAUGAAAGGGAGAAGGGUGCAAGGAAAACUUCUGAACAGAAGCUUCUAGAGUUUGAGGAUGCUGCAGAAGGUGAACGUAAGGAGUUAUCCGCAAGGUUAGAAGCGCUGGAAAGCAUUGUCAGAAUGCUGGAGCUGAAACACAAAAACUCAAUGGAGCACGCCGGUCGAUUGGAAGAGCGGGAAGGCGAACUAAAAAAGGAGUACGCAAAACUGCACGAGCGGUACACGGAACUUUUUAAAACUCACAUGGAUUACAUGGAACGUACAAAGUUGCUCUUGUCAGGGCAACAGUUGGCAAAUGAGAGGGCAGAUGUGGGAAGAUUAAAUGUCGGCCGGUUGAGCAUCGGGCGAAGUUCCGGUCCCAUUUCCUUCGGUUUUGCAUCACUAGAAGGGGCGGCUGAGGGUGUGGAUAGUGUGCCAACAUCGCCAAUUAGUAGUACACACUCAUCUCCCAGCCUACAUAGCGAAUUAGAUAACGUAAAUCGCGCGGUUCACACGGUCGAGCGUUCUCAAGAAACGGAUUCGCUUAAUUUAGAGCAUAAGAGCAUGGUAACUUCGCCAAUUAGUCCUCCAGUCCAAGUGAAUAACAACACGGGUCGUGUACAGACGCGAAGGGAACAACGCAGCGGGAACACCCUGUAUCAAGAACUCAGUUUUCAGGAUGUCGAUGCUUUGGGCGAUAUGGACGAUGGAGCCGAUAUUACGGGUGGAUGGGUACAUCCAGGGGAAUAUGCUUCGUCAGUCAACGAUAACUUUUUUGGCAUGGGAAAAGAAGUUGAAAACCUCAUUAUGGAAAACAAUGAACUGUUGGCUACCAAAAAUGCGCUAAAUGUCGUUAAAGACGAUCUCAUAGUGAAAGUUGACGAACUUACCGGCGAAGUUGAGAUGCUACGUGAAGAGAUUCUGUCGUUAAACAUGUCUAGAGAUAAAUUACGUAACCGCGUCACCGACUUAGAAGACGAGCUAAAGAAACUACGCGAGGCGAACGAGAACAAACUCGAAGCGAACGAAGACGAGGCUGACAUUCCUAUGGCUCAACGAAAAAGGUUUACACGUACGGAAAUGGCGCGGGUCUUAAUGGAACGUAAUCAAUACAAGGAACGUUUCAUGGAGUUACAAGAGGCCGUACGUUGGACGGAAAUGAUACGGGCGUCGCGGAGUGACACCGGCGUAGAUAAGAAAAAUCCUCAGAGCAUUUGGAAAUUUUUUAGUAAUUUAUUUAGUAGUUCCGAUAGGCCACAGCGGCAAAUACUCUCGCCUCAUUUAAGGUACCAAGCCGCUACAAAUCAAAUUGCGCCAGGUGUUAGGGCCCUUCCUCGACCAGGACAAGAUUUUUUAGACACUGAAGUGGGAUCUGACCGUUUGAUUGCGAGACGGGCGGUCGAAAGGAAAGAACAAUAUAGGCAGGUCAGAGCCCACGUUCGAAAAGAAGAUGGUCGAUUGCAAGCGUACGGUUGGAGUUUACCAGGCAAGACGAGCAGCGCGAGUAAGAGCACGCAUAGCAGUAGUGGCGGAGUUCCAGUUCCGGUGCCGGUGUAUUGUCGCCCUUUGGCCGAAACCUCGCCUGGAAUGAAAAUUUGGUGCGCCGCCGGAGUAAAUCUGAUGGGCGGAUACACACGAGAUGGCGGCCUAAUGGUAGGGGGUAGUGUGUUUUAUUACGAAGAGCCGGAGGUGGAAAAAGCGCCAACAGACGACGUGGAGAGUUUAGACAAAGAACUGAACGCGAACCGAGAGGCCGCGCUACUAGAAACGAAACUGUCAUCGUACGUCUGGAUCGGCACAUCAACUCAUUCGGCUAGCAUUGUGACCGUGAUCGACGCGAAUAAUCCCGCUGAAAUAUUGAACAGUUUCGGCGUUUGCUCCAACCACCUUUUAUGCAUUGCGAGUGUACCUGGUGCUAGUUGUAACGAUUAUGUAUAUAAUAAAAACUCUACCAAAGCAAAUAUUAGUCUUGACGAGAAAAGCUUGGACGACGACAGUGGGAUAGGUGAUUCCAAUCCAAAAAAUUCAGAGGAAGUUGAUCCAGAAUUAGUGGUUGGAAAGGUUAGCUUUGUUGAGUACAAUGAUACGGUAAAAAACAAAAAAGAUAAACGCAAACCUGCAGAUCAAGAAGUGGCGGGGGAAAAUGCAACUGAAUCGCCGCCUGUCGAAAACUCAGAUGAAAGCACUAAUCAUAAGCUGAUGUCCAGUGUGUUGGCAACAAUGUGGUUAGGUGCUCAGAAUGGUAUGCUUUUUAUACAUUCAGCAGUUGCAAAUUGGAAUCAAUGUUUGCAUUCAGUUAAAUUGAGCGAUGCAGUUUUAAGCAUUGUUCACGUGGAUGGAAGUGUGGUGGUAGCGUUAGCAAAUGGAACUGUGGCUGUGUUUUAUCGUGAUAUUGAAGGUGAAUGGGAUUUAUCUCAGUAUCACCUCGUACAGUUAGGUCUCCCGCAACAUUCUAUAAGGUGUUUAUCUGUUGUUGGUGAUAAGGUGUGGUGCGGAUAUAGGAAUAAAGUCCACGUGUUGGAUCCGAGGGAUCUGAAGGUUGUACAUACUCUGGAAGCUCACCCCAGGAAGGAAAGCCAGGUUAAACAGUUAGCUUGGUUGGGUGAGGGAGUGUGGGUUUCAAUUAGAUUGGAUUCGACUUUGAGGUUAUAUCAUGCACAUACUUACCAACAUCUGCAAGAUGUGGAUAUAGAUCCUUACGUUAGUAAGAUGUUAGGAACCGGAAAAGUUGGAUUCUCAUUCGUGCGGAUAACUGCGUUACUAAUUUCUUCCAAUCGGUUGUGGAUUGGAACGGGAAAUGGUGUGAUCAUAUCCGUUCCUCUGAGCGAAAGCGGUGGAUCUUGUGCGGCGAUAGUACCACGCGGAACCAUUUUGCCGGGCGCAGGCGUUCGCGUCACUCCGAUUCCCGGAAGCUACAUACCAUAUUGCUCGAUGGCGCACGCCCAGCUUAGCUUCCAUGGCCAUCGAGAUCCUGUGAAGUUCUUUGUUUCCGUCCCUGGAAAUGGAGGUAUGAGUGCUGCAUCCACACCUUCUGAAGCAACAUCAGCCGCGGUUACACCCAUUAACGGCCCGAUGAAGACACCAGCUGCCAUGUUGGUCAUGUCCGGUGGAGAUGGAUACAUUGACUUCAGAAUUGGUGACGGUGAAAUGGAGGAGAGCGUUACCGAGGAACCACCAGUGACUGAUCUAGAAGCUAUAACUCAGGGUGAAAAUAAGGAUGUAAAGAGUCAUUUAAUUGUAUGGCAAGUGUCACUAGGAUAAUUCAUUUUUAGCAAAAGACAAUUAUAUAGCGAUUUUAAAUAUUAUAUAUAUUCGCAUAGAAUUUGCUAGCAAAAUUUUACAUAUUUAUAGGUUUUAAAAAUAGUGACACUAGGACGUACGAUGUAGAAUUUUUUAAUGGUAAUACACUUCCUCUCCAGAUUUUUAAUUAAUUCAUUUUUCAAUCGAAAAUGAGGCUUUUAAUUUUCUUAUGACAUUGUCAAAAUAUUUAUUGUUGUCAUUUUAUGUAAAUUAUGUAAAUGCUUACAUGUAUUGUAUGUGUAGCUCUUGUUUUGCUUGUGAUUAGAAUAUUUCGCAAA